UUUUUGACUAAUCAAUUUUUUUUGUACUCUCCUACAGCCAUGUCUACACCAAGGGAUAAUGCUAUUGACCCACAUCAUGAAGACCCUGGAAUAAGAGACCUGGAGAAGAUGUUGCAAGAAGUGGGCCUGAAUCCCCAGUACUGGGUAUCUAAGCUGCAGGAAAGCUUGGAUGUGACCUCUGUCCAAGCCUUACAACACCUAGAACAGAGAGAAGUUCUGACACUGAAAUCCCAGUCGAAACAUCCAUGGGAGAAACGGGCAAUAGAAAGACUUCUUCAGCUGUCUAGAAACCAGGGAUCUGAGGAGAUGCAAGAGAAGUCCUGGGUGGCAGUGCAGGAGAGACAAAAGAGGGCUCAGUCAGCCUUACUAGAAUUGAAGGAGAUGCAGGUGGAAGGUAAAAGUCGCCAGGAAGAGAUUGUGAGGAUGAAAGAAGAAGAGCUGAGGCAGGUCAUGGAGAUCCCACCAGAGUACUGGCCACUUACUAAGAAACCCCUAACAGAGGUUAUAGAAAAUAUGAAAAAACACCUCAGCCUCAUGGAAGGCACUCUCUCUAAUAGGGAGAAUCUUCCUGACAGGGAGCUCCUGAAACAAGUUUCAGGUGGCCUAGCCCUGCAGGGAAUUUACCAAACUGGACAGCCUGAGGAUCUUUUGGAGAGGAGAGAAGAACUGCUCAGCCUCCCAGAGAACAUCUUUCUGCUCAGCCCAGAACAGGGGACACGGAUGGAAACCAAAGAAUUUUCAUCUUCUCAUGAAGAGUCUAUGUUUACCCAAAGCAUGGAGAGAUUAGGUUUUACUGCUAACUUCUUGGCCAAGGGUGGAGGCUGGGGAUUGAGCCUGGAGUCCAGCACCAAUAAUACCAGAUCUUCUGACUCCAGAGAACUGCAUAAAGAACACUCUGAGAACACUUACAGCUGUAUCACCAGGUUCAGCUACAUCCCUCUGGCUUGCUGCCACUUUUCACAAGAUCAGCUCUGUCUUAGCAGGUCAGCUGUGCAAGAGUUAAAACAGUUAGAGAAACUUCUGAUCCACUCCAAUGAUUCAGAAACUCACGUACUGAGGCAAAGAUGUGAGGCAUUUUUCCAAAGAUUUGGCUCUCAUGUGAACCAGGGCCCAUUGCAUUUGGGAGGAAUAUUCUGGUGGAAAGCUAUAACAAAAGGCUUCCAGUCAGAGGAGCUGCAUGAUGUAAAGCAACAAGCCUCCAAGGCACUGGAUGUAUAUAUUGGAGGCAGCUACUCUGGUUUUGGGGUGACAGUUGGAGCCGGAAUAAAUAUAUCAGACUCUCAAUCUCAAAUGGCUUCUUACAAUACAAAUUCCACUAAUUUGCAAGGAAGAUUCCAAUUGUCUGUAUACCAAACAGGAGGCCCCCCAGAGGUGGAUUCUCUUCCACAAUGGAAAGCUGGUCUUGUGGCCAGCAAUUGUACCUGGUGUGUCAUUGACCGAGGUUAUCAGUUAGUGCCUGUCUGGGACAUAAUUCUGUCUAAUCAUAGACAGGAUUUUCAGGAUCCCCUUCAACUAACUCACUGCCUCACAGACACUUACACAGCAUUGACUGGCAAACAUGCAAGAACCCAGGAUGGAGAGGAAUUUCUGAGUGCAAUCGAUGAUGCCAUGUCUUUUUUAGAAGAAGUAAAAUCUUGGGAAACUACUGAGCCUCAGGAGAAGUUGAUGAAACUGAUGGAUUUCAUGCAAAAUCUGAGUGAGAAGACCAGGAACUAUGACCCUUGGAUUAACAUCUGUCUCAAAAACCCAUCUCUGCAGCAGUUCUUGGUAGACAUUUAUAACUUUUACAAAGAUUUCCCAAUUCAUGAAGUCAAAUUCAUUAAAUCUCAGCUGCGUAGCCUUCUGUAUCCUCAUGUCUAUCAAGUGAAAGACUUCCCACAGAGUCACUCAAUCAUGCAGUGGAUUUUCCAUUCAGCAAAGCAGCAACAACAUAUACAGGUUACAGAAUUUGAUGAUUUCAUUCAGCUCUUAGAAAAGGAAAAGAAUAACCUUCUUGAUGUAAAUCCUAACUUAGAGUUCUUGGGACAGAUGGAAGAAGCUCGAAGAAAGGCCACUUAUAAGAUCAGUUCAUUUCUCAGCUCCUUUCUGAAGACCUUGAAACAGUCAGGAGAGUCAGGCACAUACCUCCUGUUACUUUCCAUUGCAGUUGGUGCAGGGUACAAGGAGAAAAACCAAACCUUUCAUUAUCUCCUAGGAUGUGAAGAAUUAAAUUUCCUGUUAUGUGAAAUGAAAGAAGCCCAUGAAAAAUACCAGAACCUUAAUAAGAAGUGUGGCUCUAUGGCUCAGGCAUUCCUUCUGUUCACAGGACUCACAGUUACCCCUGGUCCUAUUUCUGUGUCUUCAGAAGAAAAGAAGCAACGUUUGGAGCUCAUGCAAUCUCACACGGGACUGUCAUGGUCCAAAGAAGUGCUUCAUGUACUCUCAAAACCCAGGGCAGGUCAUGAUUGGGAAACUCUGGAGAAAGAUUUGAAUUUGCUCAUCAGUGGAGAAUAUGAAGCAAUAUUGAACGGUGUACAGAUGGACCAGGUGAAAAAAGAACUGGAAAGUGUCUCUCAGAGAAAGAAAAAGUUAUGUGAACCAGAAUCAGUUACCAUCAAACAGCAUGAAGUGAUAAAUUCCACCUUUUUAGAGCUAGCCAAGAGGCUUGAUCUGGCAAGUUACUAUCCAAGGAAGAUGGGUCGGGCAGAUUUCCAUCUGAUUUACAAGACUUCUGUGCAUGACACUCAGCCAGAUAAAGAAAUUCAGUUACCAUUUUAUUUCCUACAGAAGCUAUUGAUGCUGGAUUACAGACUUAGAUACUUGGUCUGCAAAAUAGAGGGAGACACAAUGACUGGUCAGACUGUGACUCUCAGAAACCUUGAGGAUGACACUUCAGAUCCUUAUGAUGAUUUGUUUAAUGAUAGUGACAUGCCCUCUGACAUCUUGACCACAGACCAGCGUCACAUUCACCCAAUGGACAUCCAGAUGAUGAUUUUUCAUUGUGCAGAUGACUUCAUGAGACAAUACAUUUCAAACAAACUUUCCAUCUGCCAAUUUGCUCUCCCUCUUGUGGUGCCCAAUCCCUCUAAUUCUGUAAUAGAAUUUCCCCUUUGGUCUUUCAGCCAGAUCAAGAGAAACUGGAGACAGAUAGAGAAAUCAGAGGGAAAAGACAAAGUCAUUAAUUUUCAUAACCAAUCUAUCUUCCAAGUACCUAUCCCCAUCGUGUCUUUCAUAAGAGUUGUGAAUUCUGCUACUUCUUCCAAAUCUCAGAUCUUGAACUCUCUGCUGAGUAAGCACAAACAUGAUACUUUUUUCCACCGUCACUGCCGAGGAAGCAGCAAGCUCUGCCUCUUGAUGGGAGGUGUGGUAGAAAUCUCCUGGUUCUUCCCAGGGGGAAGAGGUGAGGACAGAUUUGAAAGCUGUGUUGCUUUCACCAAUCUCCAUGGAGAUGCCAAAGACUAUGAGACCCAGCUCAGGUUUCUGCAGGAAAUUGCUUCAGUCACAGUGGUCCUUGUGUCUGCUUCUGAUAAAAGUGAGAGGACCACGAAAAUGGUCCGGGAUCUGUGGAAGUCAUCCAAACCUUUGGUUUAUUUGUUUGAUGACAAAGAUAAGACUGCAAGCAAUGACUCUGGCCAGAAAGUGAGAAUUGGGAUCAGGAAUAGAAAUGAGGCAGAAUUAAUAGAUGAACUCACAAGUGUCAUCAAUCGCCUGCUGAAGUCUUCAGGUCCCUUUCUCAGUCUGGAAGACUGUGCAGAUGUGGCUCGCCGGUAUGGCUUUCUCGUAGACCUGGAUAGAGAGGAGUGUCAGGAGGCCAAGGGAAAAGCAGAAUCUUUGAUGGCCCUCAUGAAAGAGAUGAAAUUGUCUGAAAUGAAGGAGACAUUAUUGCCUCUUCAAGGAGAACUUUGGCACCAGUGGUGUAAGAAGGAUAAGGAGCUUUGCCACCUGCGAGAGAAAGGGAACCGUAGCCUUGAACAGCACAAGAGUGAGAUUGAGACAGAAAAGCAAAUAAUAAGACAAACACAGCUAAAGAGGGCAUUUCCUCUCAAUGACUUAAUGCGAGCGGUGUUGGAAGUGCUCCAAUCUCACUCUGAGAGAGACAACAAAACUCAGUUGUACUUCCUGCAGUGGCUGGAUAUGUUUAUGGACACUCUGACCAAAAGUCAUCUAGAAAUGCUUUAUAAGAGGCACAAGCAGUUGUUUUCCCAGUCAUUGGCAGAAAACCAAAAGGGAUCCAAGGACGUCUCCUUAAAAUACCACCAAAUGGAACUAGAAACUGUUUCUAAGGAGAUCAGGGAUUCCUCAUUGGGUAUUGCUCAUAUCCUCAGAGAAGUUGGCCAGAUCUAUGAAGCUUUGGAAGAAGUUUCAUCCCAAAGGCAUACUGUGUUCUUCUCUCUUCCUCAGAUUGCUGCCGACCUGAUGGUUUCUGGAUAUCCCCUUGAGCUGAUGGAUGGGGAUGCUUCCUAUGUACCCCUGAAGUGGGUGUCAGCUGUUUUUGACAGAUUAAUUGAGAAAAUUGGAGACAAAAAGCUUUUUGUUCUCUCUGUUCUUGGUCUCCAAAGCACAGGGAAGUCCACUUUGCUGAAUGCAAUGUUUGGCCUUCAGUUCAAUGUCAGUGCAGGGCGAUGCACACGAGGAGCCUACAUUCAGUUGGUGAAGGUGGAGGAAACCCUGCAGGAAGAGAUGGGCUUUGACUUUGUCCUUGUGGUUGACACAGAAGGACUCCGGGCCCCAGAACUUAUGAACAAGUCACAGAAUCGGGACAAUGAGCUGGCAACCUUCGUCAUUGGACUUGGAAAUCUGACUUUGAUCAAUAUUUUUGGAGAGAAUCCUUCAGAAAUGCAAGAUAUUUUGCAAAUUGCUGUGCAGGCCUUUCUGAGAAUGAAACAAGUAAACAUUUCUCCAAGCUGUCUCUUUGUCCAUCAGAAUGUGGGGGAAAUGACUGCCAAAGAUCAGAACAUGGAAGGGAGAAGAAGACUGCAGGAGAGACUGGAUGAAAUGGCAGUCACUGCUGCAGAACAGGAACAAUGCACCGAUAUUACUUGCUUCAGUGAUGUCAUUUGGUUUGAUGUAAACACCCAGGUCCACUAUUUUGCUCAUCUAUGGGAAGGGGAUCCUCCAAUGGCUGCUCCCAACCCCACUUAUAGUCACAACAUCCAGGAUCUUAAAAAAGGAGUUCUCUUGGCUGCCAAAGAAGAAUCCAAGGGCAGCAUCCUGAAGAUAUCUGAGGUAAAAGUUCGGAUCCAGGAUUUGUGGAAAGCUUUGGUGAAUGAAAACUUCAUCUUUAGCUUUAAGAAUACCAGGGAAAUCAUGGCCAUAAGCAAACUUGAGACAAUGUAUAACAACUGGUCUUGGCAGCUAAGAAGUCAUUUAUUAGUGUUGGAAAACCAGUUGGUCAAUCAGAUUCAAAAUGGAGAGAUCCUGGAUCUCACCAGAAGUUCUAUUGAGGCAAAUGUUGCAGAAAAAUAUGAAGCAAUCAGGGAAGAACUUCAAAGAUAUUUUGAUGAAGACCAAGACAAUGAAAUCCUGAUUCAAUGGAAGGGAAAUUUUGAGAAUAAAUUUAGAAAUCUUAAGGAGGCACUUGUUUCAGAAAUUACCAGAAAGUCCAUUGAUUUUCUCAGUUCAAGGACAAGUCAAGAUAAACUGGAUAAAAAGAAAUCAGAAUAUGAAAAACAGCUAUUGUUGAGAAGUAGAGAUGUGGCUUUAUUAGUAAUGGGUAAGGAAUUAGAUGAGGAUGAAUUGAGAGAAAAGUUCAAUCAACUUUGGACAAUGUGGGUCUGUGAAGUGUCCUCAAGUUCCUCUACUGUUGAAAACCUCAAUAUUGAGGUGGAUUUGGAGAAUGUCUUUCUAGAUCAUUUUAAACAGGAGCACAAUGUCAGAAGCAAACUUCAAGCUUGUUCCAGAAGGAAAACAUUUUCCAUUGAGUAUGAAAAACAUGUCAAAAUGAAGAAAAAAUGUUACUUUUACACACCUUCCAUAGCAGACAGUUAUAAGGUGAUCAUAAAUCAAACUACCCAAGACAUCAUAUCUCUGGUCAAGGAAACUAUUGAAUCUAAUUCAAAAAUGGGAAGAGAUUAUAACAAAAGUUAUUUCCAUGAAAUACUGCGAUUGAUAGAUAAGGAAACUGAUUCUGCAUCCAAUAAAUCUCAGUACACAUAUACAAGUGAAUAUAAAAUGGAUUUGUCCUUAUAUUUGUGUCAAAGAGCAGCAGCUAUUUUUUGGGAUAUGCACAAAGCAUUCAAGAGAGCUCAUGAUCCUGUCACAUAUCUAGAAAGCAAGAGAGAGGAUUUCUUCAUGAGCUUUAAGAUUUCCUGCCAGGGCGCGACCUCCAUCACAACAUUUGCUGACUUUCUGGGGAGGAAGCUCACUGCUUCCCUUCCAAUAGCAAUCUGGAAAAAGGCAGCCCUUGACCUUGCUGGGGAGAUUAGGGCUAACUGUCCUGCCUUCAAUGGAAACCGAUCCAACUUGGAAAAACAUAUUCUAAUCUCUCUGGCUAAGGAAGAAAAUUUUGUGCAUUAUUGGCAAUAUAUCCAUCAACCAGAAUGGUUUUUCAAAGAUUACAUUAAGAAAGAGAUUGAAGCAUACUGUGGAAAUAGAGGUACUGACAAAUUGAAUGAUGUUUUAAGUUACAAUUUGAACUAUUUUAAGAACAUCAUCUUCUCUGCUAUUCAGGAGUCAACUCUGGCAGCUAAAGAUCAAAACAAUUCUGCUUGUGUGUGGCUGGACACAUUGUGUAAUAAGCUGGGGUGUUAUUUGACCUUUCCAAGAGGUGACUUAAGAAGCAUUGAACACCAGAAGAUAACUGACAUAGAUUUUCUCAGAGAAGCCAUGAAUGAACUCCUGGAUAGUGCAAUCCAAAAGGUAGGAAAGGUCUGUGAGGUUGUAUUUAUAGAGAGAGUUGUGCCCGAGAUUCAAGUUAUACUCUCUGAGCAGCUCAGUGGCUGCUGGAAGCAAUGUCCCUUUUGCAAGGCAAUCUGUACAAAUACAGUCAAAGAUCACAGUGAGGACCACAGUGUCCCUUUCCAUCGUUCUCGUGCUGUCAAUGGUGGAUCUUGGCACAAUACUGAUGAGUUUUCACUUGGUUUCUGUACUAGCUAUGUAGCAAGUGAUGUUUCAUUUUAUCGUUCUAGUGAUGAAGAUAAGACUUUCCCAUAUAAGACUUAUCGUCAGGCAGGUGGUAAAUAUGCCACAUGGAGUAUCACUCCAGACACAUCCGCCCAGCCAUACUGGAAAUGGUUUGUGUGUCGCUUCAGGUCACAAUUAGAAGAACAUUACAAGUUCAGAUUCAAGGGAGGAGGUCAGAUUCCUGAUACAUGGACUAGAAUCACCAAGCAAGAUGUGCUGAAUGAUCUGAAUAAAUAAUAAUUUUCACUGACACCCAGGAACCUGAAUGUAGAGCAUUUUGAGAAAUUGUCCUCACAGAAAUAAUUUUUUCCAAAUAUGAAUAUAUGAGACAACAUAAUCAGAUCUAAAUUAUAAUGUAGUAAUCAUCAGAACUUGAUAACAAUGAUUAAAAAAUAAAAUGACAUUAAAUGAGAUAGAAUAAACAACAGAGAACCAACAUAUUGCUGUUCAUGCUUUGGCUACCUAACCGUGAAUUACUACUAUCCCCUUUUUACCUACUCAUGUGCUACUGAAUGGAACUGGAGACUCUUGUGGAACUCCUGACUGAUUCCGCUACAAAUUCAUCUUACAUAAUUUCAACUGUUUAUUAUAGUAAGUCAGUCAGUAGGUUUAUUAUUCCAUUCUAUAGUGACUAAUUUAGAAAUUUUCUCCUAUGCUCAAACCUCCAACAAAAUUCUACCCUACCCUUUCAGCUGAGGACUGUUACAGACAAAAGAGUGGUUUCCAUAAACUGUGACUGUGAAAAUAUGGUUUCAAGACUUUGAAUAGUUAAAACUGCAAAGAUAAAUUUUAGUGUCUUGAUUUUAUAUUAAAAAAUAAAGUGGUCACCAUGGGAAAAAUUCCCAAAUGUGAAAUACCCAAGUCAGCUGGGUUUUAUGGAGAUUUUAAUUAAUACAAAUUAAGGAAUUAAGGAAAGGGAGAGAGAGAGAGUAAGAGGAAAUAAUAGGAAUGCUAGGGCCUAGGCCAAUGGCCUAGGCCUUUUCUUUUUAAGAGAGAAAACUAAGUCAGUCUUUAAUCACUCACCACAAGAUUUUGUUCCAGGCAAAACUCUAGUCUUCUGAGAGACCCUCCAGUUUAGCUCAGGAAGCUGAACUAAGUUUGGCCACUGAGAGAGAGAGCACCAGCAGCCUCCUCUGACUCCUGCCCUGCAUUUCAAAAGCUGAAUCCAAAGCUGAAUUUCCUGCGAGGCCUAAACCCCUUCCUUUUAAAGAAAAUUUCUCCUAUGUCACCUCCCCUAAAUUUCUACGUCUACCAAUCACAGUAGACGUUUUCCAAAGGACUGACCAUUCUUAAUUCACACCUGAGUAGACUAAUCUUGUCCUUUGCAAUUUGCUUGAUUAAUUUGAUCUUCAUAGUUACUUAGCACCCCUUUGUAUUAGAUCUAACAAUAGACCUAGCUUAAGGGUUCUUGCUUCACUUUAAGUAUGAGUUGGGGACUUUUCAUUGUUCAGUCAGGAGUUUAUAACUUUAUCUUCCCCUAAAGUUUGCCUAAGUAUGGGUGGAGGGAUGUUAGAGUUCCCCCAUUCCUGACCAAAGUCCCUUCAUUGUUUUAAAGUGGGCAAUGAUUUUAACCAAAUGUUCUAAGGUAGAGUCUGAGAAUUUUUAAGAUUCACCAGUUUGAGAAAUUUUAAGAUUCACAGGAUGUUGUCUCAUAUUUUCUUGAAAAAUAGAGACCAUUUGCAAAGACUAUCCUCUUUUUCACUCCUCUCCUUCCAAUAUCCUUCUAUAAUAAUUUCCUAUUGUCCCCUUCACUAUACUCUUGUAUGGUGAUGUAACCCUUUUGCUUGUCAAGGACAAUCAUCUAAAUUUACUCUUAAUCCCCUCUCCUCCUGACUUCUCCAGAAGAUCCCUCCUUCCUACUCCUCCUGCCAUACCAACUUCCUCUCUUCCUCCCACACUACAUCGCUCUCUCUCAUUCUCUCUGUCUGUCUCUCUCUGUGUCUCUCUUCCUUUCUAUAAAUCUUUCUCUGUCUCUGUUUCUUAAUCUUUGUCUUUGUCUCCAGUAGAUAAUGAAAGAAUGGAAUGAGGAAUUAUAUUUCACAGUUAAAAUAUGACUAAUGACUUAGGAGAAAGCACUUUUAGUUAAAUGAUGAGGUAAGAAGGCAGAUUCAAUAAGGCUAAGAAGAGAAUGAGAGCAGAGGACAUAGAGGCAACUUUUUCAACUUUUUUACAGUUUGUAAGAAGGAAAUUUAAUUAAGCAGCUUCAUUUUUAUUAGCUUAUGAAUCCUUUUAGUUUGAUAACUUGGAACUAUAUGAUUUGUAGUAAGAAUGUAGUUCCAGGCAUAAAUCUGUUUAUGUAACCAGAUUAAGAAUAUAGUCCCAGGCUAGUAAUUGAGUAAUAGUUUUUUUUUUCAUAAGUGUGUUACUACAUUAACCAUAAGUGUAUGAUGAUAUUACUUUACACUAUUCUUUAUAUCAUAUUAAUUCAUGGAGGAGCUUAGAAAGCCCUGGGGAAGAUUUCUCAGAAAUGGGGGUAGGAUAUACUACAUCAAGGAUGACCUGUAAGAAACCCAGAUCUUGGGGUCCUGACCUGUCCAUAACCUGUAAUCCCUAUUACUUACACCAAGAAUGACCCCUGUAACUCUUACCCCCACUCUGUAAGAAUUUGCUUUUAAAAAUCUUUCAAAGUUGAUGGUCAGAAAUCUCAGAUUCAACUGGAGAUUUUGCAGACCUCUGACAUGUUUGCCUUGUUCACCAAAUAAAGUUAGAUUUUGUUC
Messenger RNA from Monodelphis domestica (gray short-tailed opossum), 9818 nucleotides. RefSeq names its product interferon-induced very large GTPase 1. Gene Ontology annotation, molecular function: GTP binding. The record is from RefSeq and is a predicted model, not a curated record. NCBI's taxonomy places the organism in Eukaryota, Metazoa, Chordata, Mammalia, Didelphimorphia, Didelphidae.